AUGGCAUCUAUAGCCCGCGCCUUACGGCCUUUGUCCAGGAGGGCGUAUGCACCUAUCCUAUCCACAGCAAGCAGAGCUACAGCCUCAAGGGCGGUAAGAUGCUCUCGCCCAUUCUCUUCCGCCCCUCAUCGCUAUAAUGCCGAACUCACCCCCACCCCCAUCACCUAUCUCUCCGAAACUGAGACGAUGAUGGCAGAGUCUGUCGCCAAAUUCGCACAGGAAGAGGUCGGGCCAAAGGUCAGAGAGAUGGAUGAGGCCGAGGCUAUGGAUCCUGCCGUUGUCGAGCAGCUGUUCGAGCAAGGGUUGAUGGGCAUCGAGAUCCCGGAAGAGUACGGCGGUGCCGGCAUGAACUUUACCUCGGCCAUUAUUGGUAUCGAGGAGCUUGCGCGCAUCGACCCCAGCGUUAGUGUCAUGGUAGACGUACACAACACUUUGGUCAAUACCGCAGUGUUGAAAUAUGGUAGCGCCGCCGUCAAGAAGAAGUGGCUGCCCAGACUGGCAACCGACACCGUUGGGUCGUUCUGCUUGUCAGAGCCCAUCUCUGGAUCCGAUGCGUUUGCUCUCCAGACUAAAGCCGAGAAGACUUCGUCUGGAUAUAAGCUCAACGGCAGCAAGAUGUGGAUCACGAAUUCCAUGGAAGCUGGGUUCUUCAUCGUCUUUGCCAACCUAGACCCUAGCAAGGGAUACAAGGGCAUUACUGCUUUCAUUGUCGAGAAGGACAUGCCGGGAUUUAACAUCGCCAAAAAGGAGAAGAAGCUUGGCAUCCGUGCCAGCAGCACCUGUGUUCUUAACUUUGACGACGUAGAGGUUCCAAAGGAGAACAUUUUGGGCGAGGAGGGCCAGGGAUACAAGUAUGCCAUCAGCUUGUUGAACGAGGGCCGUAUCGGCAUUGCUGCUCAGAUGACCGGCUUGGCCCUCGGUGCCUGGGAGAAUGCUGCUGGAUACAUCUGGAACGACCGCAAGCAAUUCGGUCAGCUCAUCGGUACUUUCCAAGGCAUGCAGCACCAAGUCGCUCAAUCAUACACCGAAAUUGCCGCCGCCCGUGCCCUCGUCUUCAACGCUGCCCGCAAGAAGGAGGCUGGCCAAGAUUUCGUCCAGGACGCCGCCAUGGCCAAGCUGUACGCCUCUCAGGUUGCUGGUCGUGUCUCCGGUCUUGCCGUCGAGUGGAUGGGAGGCAUGGGCUUCGUCCGCGAGGGUAUUGCCGAGAAGAUGUUCCGAGACAGCAAGAUUGGUGCCAUCUACGAGGGUACCAGCAACAUCCAGCUCCAGACUAUUGCCAAGACGUUGCAGAAGACAUAUACUAAAUAA
Microsporum canis CBS 113480 is the source of this 1308-nucleotide messenger RNA. Its product is annotated as acyl-CoA dehydrogenase. The record is from RefSeq and is a predicted model, not a curated record. Lineage: Eukaryota; Fungi; Ascomycota; Eurotiomycetes; Onygenales; Arthrodermataceae. Gene Ontology annotation, cellular component: mitochondrion. Gene Ontology annotation, molecular function: acyl-CoA dehydrogenase activity; flavin adenine dinucleotide binding. The transcript is spliced from 3 exons. Bases 1 to 1308 code for a protein of 435 amino acids.